Molecule: messenger RNA, 2194 nt
Organism: Bubalus bubalis (water buffalo)
Lineage: Eukaryota; Metazoa; Chordata; Mammalia; Artiodactyla; Bovidae
Gene: WDR5B
Product: WD repeat domain 5B
Exons: 2
Coding region: 755-1918 (387 amino acids)
Cellular component (GO): Set1C/COMPASS complex
Molecular function (GO): histone binding
Source: RefSeq, a predicted model, not a curated record
ACUCCAGUAUUCUUGCCUGGAAAAUCCCAUGGACGGAAAACCUGGUAGGCUACAGUCCACCGGGUCGCAAAGAGUCGGACACGACUGAGCGACUUCACUUUCACUUUACACAUUUUUUACCCCAUUCCGCCUUUUCUGUUCCAAGCACCUAGCAGAUCUGAACUUUCCUUGUCUUUGGAAAGUUAAGCCAUAGGAAGUGCUAAAACGUUUGCUCAUUUCCCACGGCACUACCAUUUCAGGCUACCUAGGCGCUAGCCUUCAAAGGCCUCUAAAACAUAUUUUUUAUCCUUCCCGAACAUUUAGGGAACACAUUUAAACCUGGGCAUAAAUUUGGCUACGUUGCCCUCGCCUACUUGCAGGCCUUCGAACCCGCCACCAGGCUCCACAUAACAGCUGGAGAAGAGAACGAAAGCCACCUGUGCAGCAAGGAGCUUAUACGGAGUCACCGGCGCUGAGUGGGCCCAGGAAGGCUAAGAAACGCGCAGUGUGAAUGGCUUACAUCCAAAUCCAUGCCCGCAGGCAUCUCAAAAUUCAGUUCUUUCUCGUCCCACGGUUUCCCAAAAGUCAUGAAUAGUCUCCGAAAUACAGCGGCCCACGCUAUCCAGCGAGGUCUGGAAGAAGCCCUUCCUGCAGACGCCGGAAGGAAACCCCAGCGUCUGCUUUUGCGCAAGCGUGAACAGACUUCUACAAGCCUCCUCGGCUCAGAAGCGGUGGGCGGGGCAUCCUAUGCGCAUGCGCUCUACGCUCCCUGCGCAUGCGCCCAGCUCCCGGCUGUCAUGCGCACGCAUUAUUCCUUACGCAGCUGUUUGGAGCGUCGGCAGCAGAUGUUUUUUAUCUUCAUUUUGCUGUGUACAAAGCCAAAAUACGGACUGCUUGGUUCAAGACCGGACAUCUAGCCAACCUACAGACUUCGAGCUUCAGAGUCAUGACUACGGAGCAGUCAGGAAAUGCGAAAGCAGAGCCGGCUCUCCCCUCAUCUGCCAAUCAGAGCAAGCCAGGGUCUGAAAAACCAAACUACGCUCUGAAAUUCACUCUGGAGGGACAUACGGAAGCAGUAUCAUCAGUUAAGUUUAGUCCUAAUGGAGAAUGGCUAGCAAGUUCUUCUGCUGAUAAAGUAAUUAUAAUUUGGGGGGCCUAUGAUGGAAAAUACGAGAAAACACUUAAAGGACACAAUCUUGAAAUAUCAGAUGUUGCCUGGUCAUCAGAUUCCAGUCGUCUUGUUUCUGCCUCAGAUGAUAAAACUCUAAAAAUUUGGGAUGUGAGGUCUGGAAAAUGUUUGAAAACACUUAAAGGGCACAGUAAUUACGUUUUUUGCUGUAAUUUCAAUCCACCGUCCAACCUCAUCAUUUCAGGAUCUUUUGAUGAAAGCGUGAAAAUAUGGGAGGUGAAAACAGGCAAGUGCCUUAAGACUUUGUCUGCUCAUUCUGACCCAGUUUCUGCUGUUCAUUUUAAUUGUAGUGGGUCCUUGAUAGUAUCAGGUAGCUAUGAUGGUGUCUGUCGAAUCUGGGAUGCUGCAUCAGGUCAGUGUUUAAAAGCACUUGUUGAUGAUGAUAACCCUCCUGUCUCUUUUGUAAAAUUUUCUCCAAACGGUAAAUAUAUUCUCAUUGCAACUUUGGACAAUACUCUUAAACUAUGGGAUUACAGCAGAGGCAGAUGCCUGAAGACAUAUACUGGUCAUAAGAAUGAGAAAUACUGUGUAUUUGCCAGUUUUUCAGUUACUGGUGGAAAAUGGAUUGUCUCUGGUUCAGAGGAUAACCUGGUAUACAUUUGGAAUCUUCAAACUAAAGAGAUUGUACAGAAAUUGCAAGGUCAUACAGAUGUGGUAAUCUCAGCAGCUUGUCAUCCUACAGAAAACAUCAUUGCGUCAGCAGCAUUAGGAAAUGACAAAACAGUUAAAUUGUGGACAAGUACUUACUAAACCCUUUAGAAAUCAAGUGGUAGAGUCAAACUGGCCAAAAAAUUAGGUAUUUUAAAAGAUGGUGUUUUCUCAAUUUUGGCAUGUAUUUUGUUUUGUUUUGUUUUGUUUUGUAAUAUUGUCUUGCAUUAUAAGAAUGUAAGACCUGUUUCAAGAUCCAGCCAGUCCAUUCUAAAGGAGAUCAGUCCUGGGUGUUUUGGAGGGACUGAUGCUAAAGCUGAAAGUCCAAUACUUUGGCCACCUCAUGCGAAGAGUUGACUCAUUGGAAAAGACCCUGAU